AUGGCGGCGGCGGCGGCGCUGGAGCCCUGGCGGGCCGCCGCUCCGCGGAGAAGGCGCUCAGCGGCUCGGCGUCCGCGGACGAGGCCGGCGGCGGCGGCCGGAGACCCGGAGCCGGAUCCCGAGGUGGACGACGGCGUCGUGCUUCGUCGCGUCCGGGAGGCCAGGGAAGACCUUCGCGUUUCUGACUUCUGGAGCUCAGCGCUGGAAACCAUCAGCACAUGUCUUAAGAAACAUCUGGAACAGCUGGAUGCCCCUGUGGGGGCUCUUUCGGAAGCCAUUGGAAGCCUGCACCUAGACUCCUCACCAGGUGACUCGGGGGCGGCUCCGGGCUCCAUCCCGGGAGAGACCCCAGUCCCGGGGACCGGUGGCUGGAAGUGUGUGUGCUACGGCAUUGGGAGCUUUGCCACCUGCGCCAUCGCUAGAAGCCAGCUCGCCUUCUUGCUUCUCUUCCUGGAAAAGUGCCAGAUUCCCAGAAGUCACUGCUGGGUGUAUGACCCUGUGUUUAGCCAACUGGAAAUUGCAGUCCUUACCACCCUGGGGGUGACUGUCCUCGGUGAGAACGAGGAAGGAAAGCGGAGUGUGCGUGGCGAGCCCACCGUCUUCUACAUGCUGCACUGCGGGACGGCCCUGUACAACAACCUUCUGUGGAGCAACUGGUCGGCUGACGCCCUUUCCAAGGUGGUCAUCAUCGGGAACAGCUUCAGAGGCCUGGAGGAAAGGUUGUUGACAAGGAUUCUGCAGAAAAACUAUGCCUAUGUUGCAAAGGUUUUAGAAGGACUGGAGGAGCAGGCGUUUCCCCAGACGGCACAGUACUCGGACGUGUUUAAUGACACCUCUGUGCACUGGUUCCCAGUCCAGAAGCUGAAGCAGCUCCCCACGGACACGUGGGCAUCUCGGGAAGAGCCAGAUUACCGGGACUGCGAGGACCUCGAGAUCAUCAGGAACCAGGCAGGUGCCUCAGCUACCGGCCCAACUGGCUGUGGUGUAGGAAGUGCUGGCGGAGGCAGCCGCGCCGCUGGGACUCGGGGGUGGCCAUGGGGGGCUGCGGGGACUCUGUCCUCCCAGGGCCAGUUCCGGAGAGAACAGGAAGCCCUCAGCCUGGCUCUCGAGGGGAGAUGAGAUGUGCUGUGGAAGGACUUGGUGUCCCUCACAUCCCUAUCGCCCUUCCUCGGGGGCCUGGCUGGUGGGGAGAACCUACUGAAUAGAGAAGUGACUCUUUCAAAGAUGGUUCAAAAGAUUUAGUCAGACAUGUGUGCAGCUGCCCCGGCCACCGCCUACUUGGCCAUGUCGAUCAGGCUCUGCAGGGAGGUGGGCACCCAGGUCUUCUCGCCCUGGACGAACACCACCCCCCGGUCGAUGUAGAUGACGAUGCGGCCGAAGGUGUAGAGCUGCUUCCCUUCGUGUCGCUUCCCGAUGACAGGCAUGAAGACGAUGUUGUGCUCCUCGGCCUUGGUCUCAAUGAGGUCCUUAAAGUUCAUGGGCACGGAGCUGGCGGCCACGCCGAUGCCCCUCUGGGCCAUGUUCUCGGCCUCCCGCCGCUCCUGCAUGGCCUCGUACUGGAAGUCCUUCCUCCGCUCCGUGUGGGUGA
Molecule: messenger RNA, 1588 nt
Organism: Myotis daubentonii (Daubenton's bat)
Lineage: Eukaryota; Metazoa; Chordata; Mammalia; Chiroptera; Vespertilionidae
Gene: SRRD
Product: SRR1 domain containing
Cellular component (GO): cytoplasm; nucleus
Source: RefSeq, a predicted model, not a curated record